This is a messenger RNA of Hypoxylon trugodes, 1947 nucleotides long. RefSeq names its product mitochondrial carrier. The transcript is spliced from 3 exons. Gene Ontology annotation, cellular component: mitochondrion. Bases 245 to 1390 code for a protein of 381 amino acids. Gene Ontology annotation, biological process: pyrimidine nucleotide import into mitochondrion. The record is from RefSeq and is a predicted model, not a curated record. Gene Ontology annotation, molecular function: pyrimidine nucleotide transmembrane transporter activity. Lineage: Eukaryota; Fungi; Ascomycota; Sordariomycetes; Xylariales; Hypoxylaceae.
CGAUGUCGUAACCCUACCACCGAGACCGACUUUCCCAGCUUCAACUCUAACUCCGAAGGCACAAAAUUAUACGAAAUUAGAAUAUUUACGUAGUCGAACCGCCAUAAACAGAAGUCCGCACAAUUAGAAACAUUUAUGGAGUCUCGAUAGCAAGAUCCUUAUCGGAUUACUUGUGCGCAUUGCAUAUUCAUAGGCCGAGACCGAACGAGCCGACGUAUAGCUAUAAUAGUUACAACGAGCCACGAUGGCUGAGUCGCCAUCUCAUGCGACUUAUACGAUGAGUAAUAGUGGACAACGCCGUGAGGGCAAAAUGCCCAUACCACAGCAAUCCCCGCUGCCACAAUCGCGAGAGCUCGGUCUUGCAACCCUGGAGAUAACCGCCACAAAACCGUCACCAUUCACAAAAUCAUGGCCACAUUUGGUUGCUGGGGGUGUCGGAGGUAUGACAGCAGCUGUCCUAACAGCACCCCUCGACGUCUUAAAAACCCGACUUCAAUCCGAUUUCUACCAAGCACAGCUCCGUGCAGCACGAGAAGCUACCGGCCAAGCACGGCUUGGCCCCCUCCAAUCGGCUUCCUACCACCUCCGCGAAACACUUCAGAUCCUACGCGACGUGCACCGACUCGAGGGAUGGCGGGCUCUAUUCAAGGGUCUGGGUCCGAAUUUAAUAGGUGUGGUUCCGGCGCGAAGUAUCAAUUUCUACGUGUAUCCCACGGGCAAGCGUGCGUAUUCGCAGUGGACUGGUCUUUCUCCGGAUAACCCGGGCAUACAUCUUGCCAGUGCCGUGACAGCAGGCAUUGUAACUGGAACAGCAACGAAUCCGAUUUGGCUGGUUAAAACGCGCCUGCAGCUCGACAAAAACCAUGCUGAGCGAAAAGGCGAUAUUGGCGCGCGGCGGUAUCGAAAUAGUUGGGAUUGUAUACGGCAGGUUAUGCGCGAUGAAGGUCCGAAGGGCUUUUUCAAAGGGUUGAGCGCGAGUUAUCUUGGUGUUACAGAGAGCACGCUCCAGUGGAUGAUGUAUGAGGAGGUUAAACAUCGGUUAAGAGUACGGGAAGAAAAGAUCGUGAAGAGCGGAAGAGAGAAGAAUUGGUGGGACCAUACAGUGGACUGGACAGGCAAUUUCAUGGGUGCUGGUGCGGCCAAGGGAUUGGCGUCGAUUUUGACGUAUCCGCAUGAGGUUGCGCGUACACGUCUAAGACAAGCGCCGAUGCAAGACGGCCGACCCAAGUACACGGGCUUGGUGCAUUGCUUUAAACUCGUCUGGAAGGAAGAAGGUAUGAUUGGGUUAUACGGCGGCCUAACACCUCAUCUUAUGCGUACAAUUCCCUCGGCCGCGAUUAUGUUCGGCAUGUAUGAGGGUAUCGUCAAGCUUCUAGGCUCUAAGAGCUAAACGCGGUGUCCUCGGUCGGCAUCAUUGCCGAAAAUCUCCACCGAGUUCGGCCGAAUAGAUAUAACUGACGCUGUAAUAAUAUUAACGAAAGACACGAAGGGGAAAUGGCGAGGAUACGGUUAAGCGGGUGGGCUACGUUGAAACGUUUAAUACCGGAAGCUGGAUAUAUGAAGACCACGAGCCCUAAGAGAAGAAAACUCCACUCAGGGAGAUUUCUCUCAUGCACAUACUGGCGCAUUUUCGCGCGUACCACAUCAUCACUACCCACCUGUAUACCAGACGACACGAAACUGUACCAUAGAAAAAGGGUUAUGAUCCGAUAGAAAAGGGGUAGGGACGAAUUAGAGCUACUAGUGGCUAUAUCAGCCUUGCAAGGGAGUGGCGAUGAGGGGCUUGUUUGCUUCGGCUGCGAUGCGGCUACGAUCUACCUAUUCAUUUACGAAGAAUUGGUAGAAUGGCGUUUCGGGGAACAGGAAAGAGGAUGGUGCAUGAGGUUUGAAUAGGAAUGACAAGACGGUAGGAUAGGAAAAUAAUUGAAAUGAUGCCACUCAACGAGU